CUAAAAUUUCCUAAUUUUCAACUGGAAAUGAAGCAAUGGUUUAUAUAAAUGUGUUUUUACAGAUGUUGAUGUCUACUAUGGAUAUUUUAAAUAUUCUUCUAUACUUGCAGAACACCCUGUAUAUUAAAGAACAGAGUAAACUACAGGAGAAAUAUAUUGAAGAAUGUCCUUGCCGGUUCCAAACACCUCAUUAUUUUCCUGCGUAAUCGCCCCUCCCCUACAUCACUAGGCUAGCUAUUAACCUCCACUACUAUCGUGAAAUCCUUGGAGUUCCUGGAGUCGUGUGGUUCCAUGUCUUGAAAUAUAUAGCUCUAAUUACAUGACUGUCGUAAAUAUCUUACUCACAAGCCAUGUGGAGAUCUUUUUCGAACCCUAUCCUUAAUCCUCUCAUUAACCUGGAUUCAAACCUGCGCCACUACUGGAAGAUGCUUCCAUUUGCUGUACCUCACCUUGGGCAGGAUCGAAUAAGGAUAAUUAAGCCAGCCAGGACCUUCCUUGUCCUCGCCGAAAUAAGGACGAGGUUGGGGUAUUAUCGAGUAGUCGUUAUCGCGGGGCAUUGUCAACCAACAGCGUGGCCUAUUUCAACGCAGCAGCGUCAGGGUUUAUUGUAGCUCCUUAUAGUCGGUAGGAGAAUUUCCGUCCCCUGUCUAAGUACCGUGGACUAUAUGUGUAUGUUUCAGUGGAACAAAGCACAAUAG
Molecule: messenger RNA, 698 nt
Organism: Nezara viridula (southern green stink bug)
Lineage: Eukaryota; Metazoa; Arthropoda; Insecta; Hemiptera; Pentatomidae
Source: the annotation of a GenBank genome assembly